Sporothrix brasiliensis 5110 is the source of this 1098-nucleotide messenger RNA. RefSeq lists its product as uncharacterized. The record is from RefSeq and is a predicted model, not a curated record. The transcript has a single exon. NCBI's taxonomy places the organism in Eukaryota, Fungi, Ascomycota, Sordariomycetes, Ophiostomatales, Ophiostomataceae. Bases 1 to 1098 code for a protein of 365 amino acids.
AUGCCUCUACCCAGCAGCCACGACCCAAAUGAUGGCAACGAUAUGAUCUGCUUCGUGGCCGAAAUCGCAGCGAGGCGGCUCCUUAAUCGCAUUCACAGUUCCUUGUACGCAAAGGGCGGCUACGACUCGGCGCAAGAAAGUCUGGCCAUACCUGACAACGACAGUGCCGCCGGCGGACGAACAACACCUGGAAGCAAAAGGAAGCGAGACGAGGUAGACAUCAACGCAUCCAUGGCAGCUUCCAGGACGAUCGUUGGAUUCGGCCUUGGUCUCGAUCCCAGCAGUACCCAAAACACGGACAUUGUGAAAAUGCUUCCCAUCAGCGCCGAGCUUAACCGUCAGCUCGAAGCCUGGUACCAAGCCAUGCCAGAGCACAUUCGUCCUCCCCUAGAUGAUGACAACAAUGGUAGAAGGAGCAAUAGCGGCACCGCUGGAGGCGAUCUCUCCUUUACGGACGACUUGAACGAAGGUGUUUCGCCAUGGCCACACAGUCGACAGAGGCAUACGUCAAAACCAGUAUACGAGCGCAGCCAGAUACUGCGCAUACACUACUUUGCUGCCCGACACAUCAUCCACCGGCCCUUUGUUCUAGCGGCGGCGUGGCAGCAGCAGCAACAAAUACUGGCCAGUGAACGCCUCAGCGGCGGCAACAGAGAAGGUGCGGAUGCAGGCGGCCGUAGCGUCGCCAAUGAGGCAAGCAACAGCACGCCGCCUCCUUUGCCAUCCGUGUUGGCUCCAAUCCCACCUCUGCCAACGGCCAUUCUCGAAAAAUGUGCCAUCUGUGUCGACUCCUGUGCCGCCUACUUGGUUUAUGUGCUGCCUCUCCUGGAACGCCGUUCGCCGUACCUGUGGUCCUUUUGCCAAAGCAGCAUGGCCUGCCUGCUGGUCCUUUUGGUGGCAGACGCCUGCCCAAGUAUUGCCGCCAGCCGGCCCCUUUCGAGCCAGCUGAGGGCACAGACCAUGGACAUUGGUUAUCUACGCGAUCAAAUUGCCAGCCGGUUGCGGCGCUGGUCAAUACCCGGUUCCAGCUUCGAGGCCGAGUUGCGCAUCGUUGAGAGCUUGCCGGUUGGACCAAGUCAAGUUCCUGGUAGCUCCUGA